Messenger RNA from Fusarium fujikuroi IMI 58289, 1119 nucleotides. Its product is annotated as related to integral membrane protein PTH11. The record is from RefSeq and is a predicted model, not a curated record. Lineage: Eukaryota; Fungi; Ascomycota; Sordariomycetes; Hypocreales; Nectriaceae. Bases 1 to 1119 code for a protein of 372 amino acids. The transcript has 5 exons.
AUGGGUAGUGCUGACUCCUUCGCCGCCGAGGCGUUUACACUGCUCUCUAUUGGCAUCUCGGUUAUUGGGUUGCGAACGUUUGCGAGGAUACGACAAGUCGGCGUGAGGAACUUUGAGGCCGACGAUUACCUCAUGCUGCUGGCGAUUAUUCCGUAUACGAUCGAGACGGCGCUUGCGUAUACUGUUGGAGCAAAGUUCCACGGGCUGACAAAUUCUGGCAUGACAGAUGAGGAGCGCAAGGCUCUGUCGCCGCACAGUGAAGAAUUUACGUGGAGGGUUGGAGGAUCCAAGAUCCAGAUCGCUGGUUGGAUCAUGUAUGGAUCCUGUUUAUGGGUGAUCAAGAGUGCGUUAUGCGCUUUCUACUUCCGACUCACGGCUGGACUCACCGGAUACAAAACUCGAAUCUACAUCGGCUUCGGCUUCAUAGCCUCGACCUACAUCGCCAUUAUAUGUUGUAUUCUCUUUAGUUGUCGUCCGUUUAACCGCUUUUGGCAAAUAUACCCCGACCCAGGCAACUUCUGUCAUCCCGCGAUAUCCAGGCUUUACAUCUUCAUCAUUGUCAGCCUCAACAUCCUAACGGACGUUUACUUGCUCGCCAUCCCUAUUCCGAUGCUUUGGGGCGCUCGCAUUCCCAAGGUGAAGAAGUACGGACUAGUUGUGCUUUUCUCUGGCGCUGUAUUUGUGAUGGUUGCUGGUUUGCUACGAUGUAUCCUCAUCCUCAAGAAUCCCAAAUCGGGUCCUAUUGAAGGUGCUAGUUGGGCAGUCCGAGAAUCCUUUGUUGCCGUCGUGACAGCCAAUCUUCCCAGUACCUGGGGAUGGAUGCGACAAAAGCUCAAACCCAUCUUCGGCUCUCUUCUCUCGUCCAACAACGUCAGCUCAAAGUACAAAGGCGGCCCCGAACCUGGAAGUAUCAUGCUCGCCGACGGAAAUGGAUCAAACUGGAAGAGGAGUAAUGGAAGAUCUAUCAGAUCAACGACGGGGCUUGGAAGUGUGAAUGAUCGGAAUGUGUACAUUCACGGAGGAGGUGGCGAGGCUAGUUCGGAUGAAAUAAUUCCCUCAAUGCCUGGGAUUACAAAAGAAGUAGAGUUUACGGUCGAGGAGUCGAAUGCAAGAAAAUGA